Protopolystoma xenopodis is the source of this 2103-nucleotide messenger RNA. The record is from the annotation of a GenBank genome assembly. Lineage: Eukaryota; Metazoa; Platyhelminthes; Monogenea; Polystomatidea; Polystomatidae.
AUGGAUGUCAAUAGUGAAAUAAAUGUUGCACACGCCCCCCCACUUCAUCAAGAUUUUAAUGAUAUUGAUUCUAAUAUGCACUCUAAUGGUAGAAGAAUUUUUUCCAGAGUGCAUGGCUUGGUGGAAACUCUCUCUGGGUCUCUCAUCACUGCUUCAUCUACUUGCACUAAGCCAAAUAUGGCCGCAUAUCUAUCAAUUGAGAAGAAAACAAUAAACUCGGCGCAUAAAAUGAUAGAAAGAGUGGUCCAGUUGUGCCUCCAGCCUGCCUUGGAGCUUAAAAACAGCCCUCCGUAUAUUCUGGACAAUCUGCCUGAUAUAUACAACAGGUUAAGAGAAAUUGUAAAUCGCUACAGUGAAAACUACGAGGUAUUGUGCAAACUCGAUUACUUCCGGAUUUUUAUUUCAACGUUGUGCGAUAAAUGUAAAAUGACGGUUAAACUUUUCAAGGAGUCAAAGGAUCGGAUAUUUGAUAAAAAGUCUCAAUGUAGGCAUAGGCUUACUAAAUUAUCCUUAAUUUUUUCCCAUCUCCUUAAAGAUCUUGAUGCUUUGUUCCCGUCUAAUUAUUACUCUCCAGAGUCCUUUCGCAUAACCAAACCUGAUGCUGCAAAAUGGUGGAAUUCUAGCUUUGAGGGCAGGGCGAUCGUUCCAUGGCACAUCUUUAAAACAGCAUUAUUUCUCAGCUUCGGAGUUAGUGACCCUAGCCAAUUAAUGGCUCUUCAGAGUACGAUUGACCUUACUUGCAACGAACAUGUAUCAAUUUUUGAAUUUGAUGUUUUUGUAAGACUUUUUCAACCAUGGAAUAACAUCUUGGAGACAUGGAAAGCGCUUGCUGUCCUCCACCCUGGUUACAUGGCUUUCAUGACCUAUGACGAGGUCAAGGCGGUUUUGUCUCGUUAUAAACAUCAUCCGGGGUCUGGGAGCUAUGUCUUCAGAGCGUCAUGCACGAAGCUUGGUCAAUGGGCAAUUGGAUACAUUACGGAAGAUCUCCAGAUUCUUCAAACUAUAAUUCAAAAUAAAUCUCUGGCUAGAGCACUUUUGGACGGAGAAUACGAGAAUUUCUAUCUUUACCCUAAUGGUAAACAAAGCGACUCUUCUAUUUUAUAUCAAUUAGUGCACAACCUCCCAGAAGUCCAUCUCCAGGUCUCUCAAGAGCAAUAUCAAAUAUAUUGUGAAAUGGGAUCUACGUUUGAACUUUGUAAGAUUUGUGCUGAGAACGAUAAAGAUGUCCGGCUGGAGCCAUGUGGACACUUGCUCUGCAAAAGUUGUUUGAUAAACUGUCAGUAUUUGGUUAAUGGACAAAUGUGUCCUUUCUGUCGUCUCGAGAUAAAGGGUGUUGAGGAUAUAAUUAUCGAUCCAUACAAACCUUCCAGAAUGGCUUAUACUACGUGCAAUUUCAAAGGUGAUACUAUAUUGGAGAAACAAACUAGGGACCCACAUGCUUGCGAAUCUUCGCGUGAUUCUCUGGAACCUAACAUGGAUUCUAUUUUCUCUACUCGUGCAGCGAAUAACACAACUACAAAAUUGUCUGAUUGCACGAAUUCCUUAUCCGAGGAGACCUCCCACAAUUCACCCUGCACUCUUGCCUCAGUAACAGAUACGUCCGGGUCUGGCCGUCAAACGUCUCUUCAAUUGGAUCCUCCCCUAAAGAUGUGCUCUGCCUUCGCAAUGCAUUCUGGUUUUCAGAUCACACAAAACCCAGCUACAAAAAUAAAUAGUGAUGGUGGUACUGACUUGAACUAUGCCCAAUUGGAUUUUACAGAUUCAGAGAGCGAGUCUGAUAAUAUCGAGACUGCUUCUGGUGCGCAGAUUCUCUCGGCUAACGGUACCUAUCCUACGGUAACUCCAAUCGUAUCCAGCCCACAGAUUCAUCGGUCUCCUGCUCAAAAAUCCUCAGUGUCCACGUCUAUAAUCUCAUCACAAAUUCCAAAUACUCCAAAUUGUGAUGUAUCCUUCUUCGGUGACUCCUUUAGGAUAUUACUAUCUUGCUGCUCAGAUCUAGAUAAAGAUUCAGCAAUUAAGCUUCUUAGAAUUACUGGUAACCAGGUCAGUAUGUGCCAAGAGAUUUGGCGUCAUUUCAUGCCUCGAACCAACCAAUUUAGCUGA